CACAGACCUGGCAUCACCGACCCAAACCAGUGUCCUCUCAGUACCGUUUCGCUCUCUCACUCGCAUUGAACCAGUUCCAUUCGUUUCGGUGUUGAUUCUUCUCCUUUCUCAUCCUGUACUCUUCACAGGUUUUAGGUUUAGCUCUUUGGUAUGGAAGAGGGCGGAGAUAACAUUCUAGAUGCCAUAUACGAUGAGGAUAAUCUCUAUGAGGAUGUAGACAUGAUGGAUGUUGAAGAAGGAGAGUUGGUGGAGUCUGAUACUGAGAAUGUUUUGGUGAAAAACAGUGCAGGGGAUGGUACUGAAAAUGUAUCGGGGCAAAACAGUGCAGGAGAUAUCAAUGGAGCAAAUCGAGAUCCGCCUAGCAAGAAUUCCAAGCGUAGAGCGAACAAGAAGAAGAAUAAGAGGAAGAGGAAGGGUUCUGGGUCUAAACCCUUGGACAUUAACAGAUUUGUGUUAGAUACGUGUCGGCGCCUGAAGGAGAAGAAGUCGUACAUGGUAUACACUGCUGUGGGUUGCCUUGGGAUCUCUGCAUUAAGCGAUAUUGUCAAUGAGGUCGAUGCAAUACAGGCUUGUGGAGGCCAGAAGACUGCUGAUGGUAGACGAUUCCGGACAGGGGGUGGCGUAUUGUGGAGCAUCAUAAAAGUUCGGGAACCAAAAGCCUAUAAAGAGAUAAUGAAAAAAGCAAAGGAGUUUGAGAAGCAAUUCAGACAACCCAAUGUUAAGCAACUACCCGUGCCAAAGAAAGAGGAAUCUUCUCAAGGAGUUUCAUUUGCUGGCAGUCCUAAAGAGGAAUCUUCUCAAGUAGUGGCCUUUUCAUUUGCUGGCCUGGAUCUGGGCAAUGAUUCAGAAAAUGCCUUUCCUGCAGUACAAAUGCAAAACCAACCUGAGCCAGCUACUUCUAAAGAAAACCCUGUCUCUGUUCAUGACAGGUUAAGGAUACCUGUUUCGUAUGACGAUGAUCUGCUUGGAGGGAGUUCAGUCAAUGAUGCAAGUGGCCUUCAUCACUAGGACAAGUUUUCACCCUCUUAGAUCGGAAAUAUAUUGUUUCAUUCUGCUAUGGGACUAAGGCUAUAUACUACAUUA
Messenger RNA from Lotus japonicus, 1083 nucleotides. RefSeq lists its product as uncharacterized. Lineage: Eukaryota; Viridiplantae; Streptophyta; Magnoliopsida; Fabales; Fabaceae. Gene Ontology annotation, biological process: snRNA export from nucleus. Bases 151 to 1008 code for a protein of 285 amino acids. The transcript is spliced from 5 exons. The record is from RefSeq and is a predicted model, not a curated record.